UCAGCAUUCUCAAUUUAAAGAUACUGUGUCAUUUGUUGUGCGUGUUUUCAGAUAUGUGACUGCAGAACUAAAUACACUAUAACUCCAUUUUCCAGUCGGACCAUCAAUGACGAGGACUUCCGCUUGUGUUUUCUCGCUGGAUAACGAUGGCUUUCCCAGAGUUUAUUACGGAAUAAAAUAACUGGUAUUGUAAUAAAUAAUCAACCCAAGACAGCGUGCACACCCCAAGGUGAUGGCCGGGCUCCCGUCUGCUCUCGCCUCUUUUCUCUCCGCGUCGCUUCCCCGUGGCUUCGCCGUGGGGCCUUCUCUGUUCUGCGAGGGGAGGCUGGGGCUGUGGUGGGUCGGCCGAUCUCUGGAGGCCGGAUGCCUGCUGGGGAGGGAGGGGGACGCAGGACGGGCCUCGAAGCAUCGCACUGACCCCCCGACUCACUGCCGAGAGGAUGAAUUUACAGAGACUUCUCAGUCCAUAACAGAUCAGACCAACAGCACAGUGGAGGAGGCGCUGACGGACUUAACAGCAGAUAAAGAAGCUCUGCUGCAGAAAUCUGUCUGGAUCAGCUUUGCCUGCCAGGCGCGGAGCAGAGCCCAGCAGAACGUGACGGCGCAGUGUGCGUGCGGAGAGGUGUGUGCGGGCGAGUGUGCUGACGCGUGUCUGCGUGUGUGUCGGGACAUCCAGCCGGGAACAGAGCUGCUGUUGUACGGAGACACUGUGGUGAAAAGUCAGACAGCAGACGAACCUCCUGACACACGGGACAACCCCACCGGACAACACCGCCGAGAUAACGAGGUGAAACACAUAAAACACCCAGAGAUCGUUGUUGCCGACACAUCGAUCAUUCGGGAAAGGGAAGAGGAGACGGAUGACAGACGGGAGGAGGAGGAGGAGGAGGAGGAAGAGGAGCAUAGAUUCAUCAAGAAGACUCACUCAACCACACUCAGGAGGAACAAGAGAGCCGAGAAAAUCCUGUCUGAGCCGAACUCAGACGGCGACAAACAGCCAGACAGCAGAACUGACGCUCACACAGAGAGUACAGAGAGCGUCCCGUCCUCGUACUCUACAGUUUCCAGAGGCCCACCUGCGCCUCCUCCUGUCCGCUGUAGCUCCCGCCUGGCCGCUAAACCGCGACGGGUUCACUGUCUGAGCAGCCGGGUGAAGCAACCGGCUGCCCACUCUGACCCUCACCCGCCCAGACAGACGGACAGACAGAGAGGAAGCCCCACCGAGGGCACAUCCACAGAGAAGGUGGUUUCCAUAAAGACAUCGUUACACCCCGACGCCGAGACGCUCGCAGCAGCGUACGUUGCCGGGGCGACUCUGACGUGGCAUCCGGAGAUCAGAGAGAGGCGGUACAGGUGUUCCAGCUGUGGUAAAAAGUUCUUCCAGAUCGGUCACUUGAAGAAACACCAGUUCAGUCACACGGAGGAGAAACCCUUCACCUGCAAAGAGUGCGGGAAAAACUACACCUCUGCAGAAAGCUUCAAAGCACACGAGCUGAGUCACCGCGGGGAGCGUCCGUACUCGUGUCCUCACUGUGAGAAGACCUACGGCCUGAAGCGGGACCUGAAGGAGCACAUGGUCCUGCACACGGGAGAGAAACCUUACGUCUGCGAGCACUGUGGCAAAGGAUUCGCACGCCGCCCCUCCCUACGCAUCCACCGCCUCCUUCACUGCAGCAGAUUGAUUUACACACAGUCUCCUAAGCUGCAGUGUACAAUCUGCCCCAAGCUGCUGGCUAACUCCGGCUCUCUGAGGAACCACAUGAAGCUCCACACGGGGGAGAGACCUCACAUCUGUCAGCACUGUGGGAAGUGCUUUAGUCAGAAAGGGAACCUCGAUAGUCAUCUGAGAAUCCACAACGGAGAGAAGCCGUAUCCCUGCGCCGAGUGUGACCAGAAUUUCUCCCAGAAACAGGAACUCCGCCGGCACAUGCUCUCCCACACCGGAGGCGGUUUCCUCUGUAGCUACUGUGGGAAAUCUUUGAGGGACCCGCACACCCUGAAGUCCCACGAGAGACUGCACACUGGAGAAAGACCCCAUCGCUGCUUUAUCUGUGGAAAAGGCUACACCGUGGCCACCAAGCUGAGGAGACACAUAAAGUCCUCUCACCUGAUGGAGAAGCCACACAGCUGCCACUGCGGCGCCUCCUACACUCUGAGACAAAGUCUGCUGAGGCACCAAGCUCAACACAGGACAGAGGAGGAAACUCAGAAAGAGACGGAGGUGAAGGGAGGACACGGAGGGGAGACGAAAGAGGCUGUGCAAGAGUUAGCGGCUUUAAGCUCCAGUCACCCGAAACCAGUCAGAGGCAGACCCAAGAAGAACUCGCUCCCUCAAGGUGCAGGAGAGAAGGAGGCGGGUGAAAUGAAGCGGAGGAGAAGACGAGGGAAAGGGGACGAAAAGGAUGUAGCGAGGACGGUUCAAGAGAGCGAGACCUCGACAGCGGGGAGAGGAGGAGACGGGGAGGCCGCGGGUGACAUCCAGCACGCCGUCGUCUACGUCCGCACGGACUCUACGUCAAACUCCGGCCCUCUGCUCCUCACCUCGGGGAGCUCGCUGCCUGCGGGGGCGGGACAGGAGCUGGUGGAGGUGGUGAUAUCAGAGGGGGCAGAGCAAUGCAUUGUGGUCCACGGGCAGCAGACGGUAGGAGAGUUGCUGAUCUUACAGGAGGAGGGGAGCGGACUCUGCUCUGUUGCUCAGACUGUCGAGAUAAACACAGUGUAGCUUAAAAAUCUGAGUUUCUUGAACCAUCUCUGGUGCUUCCUACAUGACAGCUGGAGAUCUAAUCAGCAUCGAUCCCAGGUAACUUUAAGAUGAAGUGUUUUUUUUUUUGUUGAACUCACCUUCCCUCAACCUACCUCGUCUACACUUUCUUCACUGUAUUAUUUUUUUGUAUAUCCCAGAAUGCCUUUGAACAACCUCCACAGAACAGAUGUGAACUCAUUAGAUGUAAUAAGCUGCUGGUUAAACAUGCAGGAGGGGAGAAGUUUGAUAUUUUCCAGUUGUGAACAAGUGAAAGUUCUGCCCCCAUCACUCUGAUCCCAGCAUGUUUCUACAUGCAUUGAAUUGAGGUCUGUUUUCUCCUGUUGGCUCCUCAGUGAUGAAUUUCUUCUGUUGUGAUUGUUGAACAGCGGCGCACAGUUUGAUGCUGAGCGGCAGACACCCAAAGCUGACAUUUAGUGUUGAUGCUAAAUAUAAGAACAAACACUUUCAUUUACUGGAAGUAGCUUGAUGUGACAUUUUGUCUUCUAUAUUUAUCUAGUUAUUCCCUGAAGUUAAAAGAAACAUGCAGAAAUACAACAUAGAUGUGUUGUUAUCCAUGUGAUUUAAGGUGGACUAUUUUAAUUUUUAUUACUUCUGUGUAUGGCUGGGUAUGAAAAUGUGAUACCUUUGGGACAGCACAAGAAGCUGUGAACACAAAAUUGGCAUAUUAUUACCUCAUAGAGACGCUAUGGUGAGCAUGUUAGCUAACAGUCUUCUUUAGCAGACAUGGAGUUAAAUAAUUUAACAAAACAAUAAAUUUGUAGGCUGUAAAUCCAAAACACUGAGCUGAAAGAUGCUAAAAUGUGUGAUAGAGUUGAAGGUAACACUAGAGUUGGGUUAUGAUUAUCUGUGAGUGAGUGACCCCCUUUCACAUCUGGACAUGCACUGUUAUAUUAAAGGGCACAUAUCAUGCCUUUUGUGAUUUUCUGUUAUUUUUACACUGUUUUAAUGUCGGAUGUUUAUGUUAAACACGAUCAAACGUAUGUAAAAAUGCUUCCUGCAAGUCAAAACUAGUGAUGGGAAUUGUGGCUGUUUGAAGGGAGCGGGACUCUAUGGCUCCGUUCCUUUCCGAAAGCCGAACUAGUCGUAUUGUCAGACCUAAUGUUAAAGAUCUGCACUGUAAACGUUACACAAGGUGACGACUUAUCCUUCUGUUUUGUCAGUGAAUUUACUACUUUGAAUUUACCAUCUGUAUGAAAUGUGUUAUGUAAGUAAAGAUGCCUUGAAUGUAAUUCAUGCAGCACUUAUUAGAAAAGUUUUUAUUGACACAUUAAAAAAACACUUUUUUUUUCAAAAAUUUCAA
Thunnus maccoyii (southern bluefin tuna) is the source of this 4064-nucleotide messenger RNA. It is a transcript of the gene znf408, whose product is annotated as zinc finger protein 408. The coding region runs from base 233 to 2722 and encodes 829 amino acids. Lineage: Eukaryota; Metazoa; Chordata; Actinopteri; Scombriformes; Scombridae. The record is from RefSeq and is a predicted model, not a curated record. Gene Ontology annotation, cellular component: nucleus. The transcript has 9 exons.